Aedes aegypti (yellow fever mosquito) is the source of this 1481-nucleotide messenger RNA. Its product is annotated as putative nuclease HARBI1. The record is from RefSeq and is a predicted model, not a curated record. Bases 305 to 1441 code for a protein of 378 amino acids. Lineage: Eukaryota; Metazoa; Arthropoda; Insecta; Diptera; Culicidae. The transcript has 4 exons.
CGUUUUUCUUUAUUUGCACCGCCUGCACCGUUUUCCCACCGGUGUAGCAAAACUUGCACCCAAACCGUUCUUUUAUUCCGCAGGUAGUACACCGUUUCUGCACUCGAUCGUAAACGGUGCAGUAAAUUCUACACCCUGAUCGAGUUGGGUGUAGCAGGUACUGCACUCUUUUUACCAAUACAUGCAUGAUGCUUAGCUGUCAGUGAUAUUUGUGUUUUGAUCGCUUUGGUAGGUUUUGUUGUUUUCGCUGUCGAGCAAGUGAUAUCGUUUUCAGUUUUCGGUCAUUAUUGAGUGCGUGGAUAAAAUGGAUUUGAUCAGGAAUUUGAUUGAAUCAUCUGAUUCAGAAGGAGACGAGGAAAUGUUCCUUGCAUUUUUUCAAAUAAACGGUACCACAAGAAAUGAAAAAUCGCGCGCUGAAAAUUUUAUGAGUACGAUUGAUCGAUACAAUGAUGAAGAGUUUCGCAACAAUUUCCGAUUAACGAGGAGUACAGCAGAACUUCUUAUUUGUAAAUUUGAAAAUUCUGUAUUUUACAAAGAAGCAGAAGGACGGGGCAGAAGUAGUCUAUGUGCAAAAAAACAAAUGCUUUCUUUUUUAUGGUUCUGUGCAAAUAAAAACUCCUAUAGAGAGAUUUGUAAUUUGUUCGACAUGUCGGAGUCAACAUUUUUUCGACACACGGAAUCUAUCCUAGAUUUCUUCCAUGAUAUAUCUAGGGAAUACAUAAAAAUGCCCAUGACUGAUGCAGAAAAAGCGAACGUCGCGAACGAAUUCGAAAAGCUCGCCGGAUUUAAAAACGUUAUCGGUUGCAUCGAUGGAAGUUAUAUUAAUGUUCGAAAACCAGCAAACAAAAUUCGCUCCACAUAUAUCAAUAGGCAUGAAUUGGUAUCUCUAACACUGCAGGGUAUAUGUGAUGCCGAUAAAAGGUUCCUUGACGUCUUUUUGGGCCCACCUAGCAAAAUUCAUGAUUCGAGAAUUUUUAGCAUGUCCCCGAUAAGCCAAAAAUUGCCAACGAUAUGCCAACAAAGUUAUCAUAUCCUAGGAGACGCAGCUUAUCCUAUUCGUGAGCAUCUAUUAACUCCUUUUAGGGAUUAUGGUAACCUGUCAAAUAGGCAAAAAAAGUAUAACAAACGUCAUUGUCAAACACGAGUUAAAAUAGAAAAUUGUUUUCAAUUAUUGAAACAACGUUUUAGACAACUUAUGCGUCUAGAUUUUUUUACUGUUAAAAAAAUGUGUAAAUUUAUAAUGGCAUGUUGUGUUCUACAUAACAUAUGCAUCGAUCAAAACGACUUAUUUUUAACAACCAACGAAGAAAACAAUGAAGACGUAGAUAAUUCUCAAGACAAUGUAAGAAUAAAUAAUUAUCAAGAAUGUAAUACAAGAGACAAUAUUUUAAAAAGGCUAGGAGAGAUGAAAAGAAACACUAUUGUAAACACUUUUACAUAAAUGACGAAAAUAAAAAGCUAAAUAGUUGAAUAAGAGAAAA